CCGCAGAUCCAACGGGUUCCGCCCCCAAAUCGGAAGGGCGCGGCCAAAUAUGGGGCAAAAAAUGAUUAGGGGUUCGUCCCUCGCUAUCGUCUUUUCCCUUUGGCUUUGAUUUCUCGUUUCUCUCUGCGUUCGAGCGGAAGCUCUCUCCCCUUCGGCUCCCAAAUCCUCUCUCCGUAUGUUCCUUCUCCCCCCUCGAGGAAUGUCUGGCGUCGGAGCCUGACCAUGGACGACAUCGACGGCAUGCCGCUGGCGAAGCGGCGCAGGCUUCCCAUCUCGACGAGUCCUUCCUCUUCGCCUCACGGUCCUUCCACUCCCAAGCGCUCAAUUGGUUUUCCCGUAGAGCGAGUGUCAGUGGAAGUUUCAAAGAAAUGGCCUGGUUUGCCGAGAGGUGUGAACUUUAAUCCCUCUGAUGAAGAUCUACUCUGGCAUUUGCUUGCUAAAGUUGGCAAGGGAAAUGCUGACCCUCAUCCGUUUAUUCAUGAGUUUAUUACUUGUCUCGAUGAAUUUGAAGCAUUUGGUUAUACACACCCUCAGAAACUUCCUGGCAUUAGGAAGGAUGGGGGUGAUUCUUACUUCUUUCACAAAUCUUUUAAGACAUGUAUUGCUGAAAUUAGACAACACCAGAAGAUGCGUGACAGUGACAGUGGGGACGUCUGUUGGCAAAAGAGUGGCAAGUCCAAGCCUCUGACUGUUGAUGGGAAACACCACGGCUAUAAGACCAUGAUGAUUCUAUAUGAGAAUGCCAGCUGGGUGAUGCACCAAUAUCACUUGGGUGUGGAAAAGAUAGACCAGGAAGAGUUUGUUGUUUCUAAGAUAUUCUACCAGAGGACUGGCCAGGUCAACAGAAGUGUGGAAGACUUGGCUCUGGGCACAGAUGAAACUGUGCUUGGAGAAGCAGGGUCACUAAUUUUUUCCAAGAUGGAUCGUCACCUUGAUCUCGUUAACGCAGAUGCAACUUCACAGGAUAUUUUGAUGGAUGACCAUGAUCCUAAGCCCCACCUGUCCUUGGAAGUGUACAAUCACAAGUAUCCAUCUGAUGUUUCUGAAAUAGCUGAUGCUCAAGUACGUAGAGUUAAUUCAGAUAUGAUACCUGAUUCUGAAGUUGAAGGCCAUACUGCUAAGACUGGAGGAAAUGAUAUCAUCCAACCAUCUAAUCUACCAAAUUAUCUCAUGGAUCCGAAGACUGAGCACCCUGACUGCAACACAAAUCUUCUUAUCGAGGGUACGGACAGUAUGCCUAUGGCUGUUACUGGAGUCCAUCCUAACGAUGAUGAACUCGAUCAUGUUUUGUUGCAUGUUCGUACUCACAUGUUGUUGUCAAGCAUGAAAUCAGGCACUACGGAUUCCAGAUGUUCUUCUGAUAGUAGCAGUUGUGGUUUAAACCACACUUUGGAAAAUUUGUUGCAUGCCAAAGAUGGUGGAUUUGUUCCUCAAAAUGAUUCGAUGAGUAACAUGGAAACAACUUACGGAAAAGAUAUCCUUGGCCCGGUGCAGGGUAUUUCUUUGUGUCCUUUAGUGAACAACACUACUGACUGUGACCCUGGCAGAGAACAAUACAAUAUGCAUUCACCCAAUAAAGAAAGCAGUCGUAUGGAUAGCCAUCUUCCUGAAAGUGGUAAGUUAUACGUGGCAAACAAUAUAAUGGCUGAGCCUUCUGGAAGUUCUGCUGCAGAAAGUUAUUCCAUGGUUCAUCAGUGUUCAAAUUUGCCUUGCUGCCAAAACAAUAUUUUGUUAGAAGCUAGCUUCUCCGAAGAGAAUCUUGGCAACGAUGGUUUAUCCUCGGAUCAUACACCUCAGACACCUGUUUUAGGAGAAGGAAUUGUAAAUACUGAUUGCAGACCCUCUCGAUCAGGUUUAUCUGGCCAGCUGAUUUCACUAAAAACUGAAACCAUGGAAGAAGUCUAUACUGAUCAUGUCUCUGAAACUAAUAGAGGACUAGAAUUUGGUGCUCAUGGAUUAGGAACAUUGGAAAAGCGUGUCAUAGGUAUUUCUGGUACUACAGCUCUAUGCUCAUCGGAAGUCAGAAUGUGUCCUGAGGUCAAUUUGUUAAAAACAAACAAAUUUCAGACACACCAGAUGAUAUGCAACUGCUCAAAGGAUGCAAAUACCUUGGAUCCUCAACUGUUAACUCUAGGUCAAAGCCUGGAAGACCAGAAUAAUGGCAAUGAUGUGCUCGAUUCAGUACUGCCUAGCAUCAUUAGUGAAGUGAAAGUUGAACCUUUGGAAGAAAUUUGCACCCACAAUGGUUUGGGAACAACUGCUCAAAAACCUGUAAGCUCUUCACUUGAAGCAACUUCUAGAAAACCUACGAGGUCUUGCCAAAGUGGUUAUUCUGCAAAGACCGAAAAGCAUACUGAAUACUCACUGACAGACAAGCAUUGUAAAGAUCUGCUUUCAUCUGACUGCUGUAAUUCACAAAGAAAGACCACAAUAAAUUCUUUAUGUUCAGAACAACCAUCCCUUAAGAAAGAUUUACACCUAAAUUCAAAUUCUUCAAGGUUUUUUAAUAGUGCCUGUUCACGAAAAGGCAGUAACAGACAAGAAAAUGUUUUCUUACACAAAAGAAGUUUGAUCGAGCAAGUCGGAAAUAGGUGCUCCCAUCAUGCAUCUACAACUGAAAAUGUACAUGUGAAUAAUACUGAGGCUCAUAUUUCAAGAACAGAGGUCAAGAAGGAAUAUGCUGAUGAUUUCUCCAAGGACAUGCAAGCUGAUGUGAUUUCUCCAAAACCUGAGAUGCUGGCUUGCGGAGUAGUUUCUUACUUGAAGUACAACAACAACAUGAACAACUCACAACAGUUUCUGCCACAGAAUAAAAAAUGUGAACCAGUCAAUACUCCAAAUGCUCAAGUUAACAAUUUUUCUCUUCGUAGGAAAAGGAAGAAGACUGCAACGGAUUCAGUAGAAAGAGCACUCGAGGAAGAUGCUCCAGGGCUUCUGCAGGUUUUAUUGGACAAAGGAAUAACAAUCGAUGAGAUCAAGCUUUAUGGAGCUGCUGAAGAUGAUGAAGCACUGGAGAUCUCUUCGUCAGAUGACAACUUUGAAGAGCUUGAAACUGUAAUUACUAAGAUAUUUUCUUCACAAGCUUCUCUAUUCAAGUUUUCAGUGGCGCGCCACAUGAAGGGAUCAAAGGCUGUUUAUUGUUUAUCUUGCUUAGUUUCUUUGAUCGAACAGACUCGAUAUCUUCAGUUUCGUAAUAGUCCAGUGGAAUGGGGAUGGUGUAGGGAUCUGCAAUCAUUUAUUUUUGUUUUUCAAAUGCAUAAUAGAAUAGUUCUGGAGCGCCCAGAAUAUGGUUAUGCCACAUAUUUCUUUGAGCUUGUGGAUUCUUUGCCAGUUGACUGGCAGAUCAAGAGGUUGGUGACGGCAAUGAAGCUCACCAGCUGUAGCAGGACCACUCUCAUUGAGAACAAACCUUUAUUGGUUGGAGAGGACUUGACCAAGGGAGAGGCGCAUGUGCUGGAGGAGUAUGGCUGGACUCCUAAUUGCGGGCUGGGGACAAUGCUGAACUACUGCGACAGGGUUGUGCAUGACAAAAAAUACGAACGGUGCAGCAAUGAAUGGAGGGCCAAGAUCGGGAGACUACUAAUGGAGGGUCAUGAUUCUGGACGAACCGUACUCGUCAAACUCCCGAAAAGGGUUGUAAAAUACAAAGGAGGCGAGAAUUUAAAAAUCAAGUUGGAGAAUUGAUCCAAAUAAAUGCUAGCUUUAGCUGUGUAUAGUUGCGGAAGUGCCUUAGAUGUUACACUGGUAUGUAAUGGCCAAUGUUGUAUGUCAUUGCUUCAGCAUGUUACACUGGUAUGUAAUGGCCAAUGUUGUAUGUCAUUGCUUCAGCCUCGUAUCUUCCA
Musa acuminata AAA Group (dessert banana) is the source of this 3842-nucleotide messenger RNA. RefSeq lists its product as uncharacterized. Gene Ontology annotation, biological process: regulation of DNA-templated transcription. The transcript has 15 exons. Bases 223 to 3684 code for a protein of 1153 amino acids. Gene Ontology annotation, molecular function: DNA binding. The record is from RefSeq and is a predicted model, not a curated record. Lineage: Eukaryota; Viridiplantae; Streptophyta; Magnoliopsida; Zingiberales; Musaceae.